AUGGACAUUGAUGGACUUGAGAGGAGUAUAGAAGAUAAUACCAGAUUGUUAAAAGAGCACACACCAAGUCUUGGAACUGAGUUUGAGUCAAAGGAAAUUGCAUAUCAAUUCUACAAUGAAUAUGGAAGAAUUAUGAGAUUUAGUAUUAGAAGAGAUUACCAUACGAAAAGCAAGAAAGAUGGUAUAAUGGUUACUGGAAAGUUUGUUUGCUAUAAAGAGGGAGAAAAGGAUAAACAAAGUGAAAUGGUAAAACAACCUCAACAACACACAAGAACUAAUUGUAAAGCAUUCUUGUAUGUCUCUUUAGAUCGGGAAUUAUCAAAAUGGGUUAUUACAAAGUUUGAUGAUACCCAUAACCAUAUUAUGCAUCUUCCUCAAUGUGCUCAUACGAUGCCAUCUCAAAGAAAGGUCUCUGAAGCUCAAUCUAUAAAUAUGGAAUUAGCUGAUGCUAUUGGUUUAUUACUCAAGGCAUCACAUGAUUUCAUUAGUACCCAAGCAGGCGGGGGGGAAUUUGUAGGAUUCAUGCGAGAAGACCAAAAGAGUUACUUGCGUGUAAAAUGA
Camellia sinensis is the source of this 561-nucleotide messenger RNA. The record is from RefSeq and is a predicted model, not a curated record. NCBI's taxonomy places the organism in Eukaryota, Viridiplantae, Streptophyta, Magnoliopsida, Ericales, Theaceae.